CACUUGGGCCAUAUUCUUUGCAGCUGUGAGAAAGAAAAAACUUCCCCAGAAGUCAACAAUAUCACCUAGAAAAACUAUGGAGACCAUUCAACCGAAAAUUGAAUAACGAGAAGCAAGUUUUCAUUCAUCAUCCCAUUGUCUGAUCCACUUCUGGUAUUAAUAGAAAUCUAAUCCAAAUCCAGAUCCCAAAGUUGACUUUUUUUAAGGCUCCCACGAAUCUGGGCAGAAUCUUCCAAACCUUCUUCUUGAUGGGGGAGGAAGAAAAGCUCCCAAACAGUGGGGAUGAAAUGGAGCAAGAAGAGAAGGGAAAGAAUGGGAUCCGAGGGUGUGUGUAUGCCCCAAUUUAUUGGCUGGAAAUGCUGUCGAAGGAAUUGCAUUGGAGCUUCGUGUUUGGGGUAAUAAUUGUCUAUGGUGUGAAUCAGGGCCUGGGGGGAUCUCUCACUCGAGUUGGCACAGAAUAUUACAUGAAGGAUGUGCAGAAAGUGCAGCCUUCUGAAGCUCAGGUCUACUCUGGAAUCACAUCCAUUCCAUGGAUUGUUAAACCACUUUGGGGACUUCUCACUGAUGUUGUCCCAAUUUGGGGAUUUCAAAGGCGGCCUUAUUUUGUUUUUGCAGGUAUGCUGGGAAUGGUAGCAAUGCUGUUCUUGUCACUGCACUCUAAGCUGCAUAUAGUGUUGGCAUUGCUUUCGUUGACGGCUUCGAGCGCUAGCGCGGCGAUCGCCGACGUCACGGUGGACGCCUGCGUGGCGCAGAACAGCGGCAGCCACCCCUCCCUCGCCGCCGAUAUGCAGAGCUUAUGCGCAUUGAGCUCGUCGAUCGGAUCGCUCAUUGGAUUCUCGUUGAGCGGUGUCUUUGUUCACUUGAUCGGUCCGCAGGGCGUAUUCGGCUUGUUGGCGACGCCGUUUUUGCUCGUACUGUCAGUUGGUGUUCUGUUACGGGAGCCACGGGCGAUCGACGGAUUCGCCGUCGAGCAGAUCAGUCGGAGCUUCGUCGAUGCUGGUAAAGCGAUGUGGCGGACGUUGAAAUGUCCCGAGGUGUGGAAGCCGUGUUUGUAUAUGUAUUUAUCGUUCUCGUUGAGCUUGAACAUCUCCGAGGGGAUGUUCUACUGGGCGACGGAUGCUGAGGCGGGUCCGUCGUUUUCGAAGGAAGCUAUCGGGUAUAUUAUGGCGAUAGGGUCAGUCGGGUCUCUUCUCGGCGCGAUAUUGUAUCAAUACGGUUUGAAGGACUAUCCGUUUCGCGACAUUCUUUUCUGGGCGCAGGCGUUGUUUUGCCUGUCGGGAAUGCUGGAUUUGGUGCUCGUGCUGCGGUGGAACUUGAAGGUCGGGAUACCCGAUUACUUCUUUGUUGUGAUCGAUUCCAGCGUGUCGCAGAUGAUCGGGAGAUUGAAAUGGAUGCCGCUUCUUGUUCUGAGCUCGAAGCUAUGCCCCGCCGGGGUGGAGGGGACGUUCUUCGCGUUGUUGAUGUCGAUUGAUAACGUGGGGCUUCUUACGUCGUCGUGGCUCGGGGGGUUGUUGCUUCAUGUGUUGAGCGUUACGCGGACGGAGUUUGAUAAAAUGUGGCUCGCGGUUUUUGUUAGGAAUGUGUUGAGGAUAAGCCCCUUGUUUCUGCUGUUUUUGGUGCCGAGAGCUGAUCCGAAUUCUUCGAUCCUUCCGGUUUCGGAGGAAGUUUUGGAUGCCGGAGAAGCGACGGCAGCGCCGGAGAACAUCGAGCUUGUUGCUCUUGUAGACAGCAUGGAUGGGAGAUAGGUUUUAUGUUAGAACUUUGCGGAUUCUUGAUGAAAGAUGAAAUGUUUUUGAGAUUUUAAGGAUGCAAUUGUAUUCAUUAACUUUUACUCCAAACAUAAACAUAAAAUAAGACUAAUCAAUACCCAUCUUUUACUAUU
This is a messenger RNA of Andrographis paniculata, 1882 nucleotides long. Its product is annotated as probable folate-biopterin transporter 2. The record is from RefSeq and is a predicted model, not a curated record. Gene Ontology annotation, cellular component: membrane. Lineage: Eukaryota; Viridiplantae; Streptophyta; Magnoliopsida; Lamiales; Acanthaceae. The transcript is spliced from 4 exons. The coding region runs from base 249 to 1745 and encodes 498 amino acids.